AAUUUGAAGAUAAUAAAAAUAUAAAUAAUAAAGAUUAUAAUAAAAAUAUUGGUAAAGACAAUAAUAGAGAUAUUGUUAAAAAUAAUUAUAGAGAUAUUGGUAAAGUCAAUGAUAGAAAUAUUAGUGAAGACAAUAAUAGAGAUAUUGUUAGUAAAGAGAUAAUAGUAAAGAUAAUAUAG
This is a messenger RNA of Cetraspora pellucida, 179 nucleotides long. The record is from the annotation of a GenBank genome assembly. Lineage: Eukaryota; Fungi; Glomeromycota; Glomeromycetes; Diversisporales; Gigasporaceae.